Messenger RNA from Selaginella moellendorffii, 1128 nucleotides. Its product is annotated as pentatricopeptide repeat-containing protein At1g03540-like. NCBI's taxonomy places the organism in Eukaryota, Viridiplantae, Streptophyta, Lycopodiopsida, Selaginellales, Selaginellaceae. The transcript has a single exon. Gene Ontology annotation, molecular function: protein binding; RNA binding. Gene Ontology annotation, biological process: RNA modification. The record is from RefSeq and is a predicted model, not a curated record. Bases 1 to 1128 code for a protein of 375 amino acids.
AUGUUUCGAUUCUUUCGUUGGAAACACUUUGACUGCGUUGCGGAUGCGAGAACUCUAGUUGCAGCACUGACGGGCUGUGCUGCUUUGGCUGUUGAACAGAGAGGAAACUCCAGGAGAUGGUUGGAAAAGGGAGAAGAAAUCUAUCGGCAAGCACUGGAAAAGAACUGCUCCGACAACUCCUUCGUGCAGAAUGCGCUGAUUGAACUUUACGCGAGGUGCGGCUCCAUGGUGAAGGCUAGAAGUGUUUUUGAGAGGAUGAGAAGGCCUGAUGCGGUUUCAUGGACGAUUCUUCUGCAAGGUUACGUUGACAACAGCGAGAGUGCGCUCGCUCUGAGGCUUUUUGACGGUAUGAGUUCGACAAUCCCCAACGCUAGAACUUUCGUUGCUGCACCGACUGCUUGCACUUCGUUAGCAGCGAGCGCUGUGGGAAGCUGCAACUGGCUGAGAAGAGGAAAGUCGAUUCAUUCCCGGGCGGUGACAAGCAGCUGCUGCGACAACAUUUUCGUCCAGAACACGCUGGUGGAUAUGUAUGCCAAGCUUGGCGAAAUGCAGCAGGCCCGUGACGUCUUCGACAAGAUGAGCAGCCGCAGCGUGGUUUCCUGGACUGCUCUGAUGCAAGGAUACGUUGAUAACGGGAAGAGCGAAGUCGCACUGAAACUGUUCGAAGGCAUGGCCGAAGAAGCUGAAGCUCCUCCGGCUGCUAGAACUUUCGUCACUGCAAUCACAGCCUGCACUGCUUUGGCAGCCGAGCAGAAACGCUUGAAUCACUGGUUAGAGAAAGGCAAGCGGAUUCAUCUUCAGGCGGUGAGGAACAGAUGCUGGGACGUUUACGUGGAGACUGCAGUGGUGAAUCUCCUCGCCAAGUGCGGCAGUAUGGCGGAAGCUCAAGAAGUUUUUGACAAGAUGGUGAAGCGGAACGUUGUUUCAUGGACGUGCUUGGUACAGGGAUAUGUUGACAACGGGAAGAACAAACGAGCUCCGGAGGUGGUGUGUGAGAUGGAUCUGAACGGGGUGACAAUGAACUCUGCGACAUUUGUAGCUGCACUCACGGCCUGUGGGAGUUUGAUGGCUGCUGGUGAAAGAAAAGCGGAGCAAGAACAAUGGAUUUCACUUCAACACGCACCUUGA